AUGUUUUUCCUUUGCUCUGUUCUUUCAUCUUGCGUUGAUUAUAAUCUCUUCAACAAUCUUAAGAUAUAUCAAGUCAUGAUAUCAUCUUUCCAAGAUGGAGACCCUUCAAUUGGCUAUGGAAUAGGCUAUGGUCCCUCACAUCACUUAGGAGAUCUUCGUGGAAUAAUUGAUGCCCUAGAUUAUAUCAAGGACUUAGGAUUCAAUACACUUUGGAUGACUCCAGUUUUCGAUUCUACAAACGGCCAAGGAGGCAAAAUAUUACAAUCCACUGGAUACUUCGCUACCAACUACUUCAAGAUCGAUCCAAACUUUGGUGAUGAAAAAGUUUUCAAAGAGUUGAUUGACACUGCCCACUCAAAAGGCCUUUAUGUAUUACUUGAUGGCGUUUUUGGUCAUCAUGGCGGCGUAACAACACCAUCUCCAUCAGGCAAUUUACCACAGGGUGGCAACAAUCCAGUUAGUUAUCCAGGAAGCCUUCCUUAUUAUUCCGAAGUUGCAAAGUAUUGGAUUGAGACUUAUGGAAUUGAUGGCUGGCGUCUCGACCAAUGCUACCAACUUAACCAGAACGGUCACAAUUACCUUCACGAAAUCCGUCAAGUCGUUGAAGCUGCAUGCGAUAAACGCAAAGCUGCUGGAGAGAAAUGGGGUAUUCUCGGCUACGUAGUUGGUGAAGACUGGAACUCUGCAGAUUUAAUCAACCGCGAAACAUAUGGCCAAGAUGGUCUCAGAUCUGCAUUUGACUUCCCAUCUCGUUACAAUCUUGUUCAGGGAAUUGCUUGCGAGGAAUCUGGUGCUGGAGGCCGUGGAGCUUCAGCUCUCGCCGACGUUCUCAAAUCGAACGAUCAGAAAGGCUACACCAAUACUCCUGUUUAUCCAAACCUUUUUGUUUCUAACCAUGAUGUAUGGCGCUUCGGUAACCUUAUCAGAAGCAAGUAUAACGAAGACCAGUCCUCAGACAGCUACUGGAAACGUUAUAAGAUCGCAUUGACCACUCAAUGUGCAACAUCUGGACCAAUUACCGUCUAUUACGGGGAUGAAAUUGGUGAUAUCACCGAUUGCUGGCAUAGCCCAUCACAAACAACUUGUGGUCCAAAUACGUAUUCAGAUAACUGUGCCAGAACUGACGGAAAGAUCACUAAUUUCAAUUCCCGUGAAAAGGAUAUGCACGAUUUCGUCAAAAAGUUAAAUAAGAUCAGAGAUGCAAAUCCUUCUCUUUACAGAGGCACAUUUUCUAACACUCUUGUCGGAAAUGUACUUUUCAACUGCAAGUGGGACGAAUCUACCCAGAAUAAGGUUGUUUAUGCAGCAAACUUAGAUGAACACUCAAAUACAGUUCAGUAUACGGUCGGAGGAACAAAGAUGACAGACUUAAUAACUGGAGCUGUAUUCGAAGGAAAAGGUGGUGUUUACACAAUUACUUUUGAUGGCCUUGAUUGCGGUUUAUUCCUUGUUGAAUAA
This is a messenger RNA of Trichomonas vaginalis G3, 1458 nucleotides long. RefSeq names its product alpha-amylase protein. The coding region runs from base 1 to 1458 and encodes 485 amino acids. Gene Ontology annotation, molecular function: alpha-amylase activity. Gene Ontology annotation, biological process: oligosaccharide catabolic process. The transcript has a single exon. NCBI's taxonomy places the organism in Eukaryota, Parabasalia, Trichomonadida, Trichomonadidae. The record is from RefSeq and is a predicted model, not a curated record.